This is a messenger RNA of Acanthaster planci (crown-of-thorns starfish), 5658 nucleotides long. RefSeq lists its product as uncharacterized. Gene Ontology annotation, biological process: ubiquitin recycling; proteasome-mediated ubiquitin-dependent protein catabolic process. The record is from RefSeq and is a predicted model, not a curated record. NCBI's taxonomy places the organism in Eukaryota, Metazoa, Echinodermata, Asteroidea, Valvatida, Acanthasteridae. Gene Ontology annotation, molecular function: ubiquitin binding. Gene Ontology annotation, cellular component: nucleus; cytoplasm.
GUUCCGAUCGUUCCAGACACCUGCGGUCGAGUCUCACGUACGGAUGUUCAUGCACGCAAGUCGAAUUUCAUUGAUUUGAUUCUUCAAUUCAGCAGUUGAGCUGUGCCUUGUUUGCUAGGAUAUCUCCAAGUACCACCGAUCUGUCUCCUUGCUUUAUACUCCGAUCAAGACGGACAUUUUGAAUCAACAGCCCGAGAUACUGGAGUGCAUCACACUGUUAAGAAACCUUCUCACCAAGCUAGAAAAUUCCAUGCUGUGUCUACACCCCUGACCUGUUGAACUAGGCAAUAUCCUGGGAGUAUUGACAUGGAGCAUUUGCUUAAAGGACAGGUCCCUUGAUUGAGUCAGGCAAAAAAAGGACAGAUGGCAUACUUUAUAGCAGCUCUUGUGAAUAGCAGGUACAUCUAUAGCAACAGCAUUCUCUGGAAAUGGUGAUUGAUGAGGCACUUAAGUUCCAGUGAUUAAGACUUCUACAGAAAAAAGUUCAGCCAGCAAAUGUCUGGACAAUUUGUACUUCUACUGAUAAAGCAGAGAGAAGUCAUGGCUCCCCAUCACCUGUAUCUUGCGGUCGUCUGUGUCUGCCUGUGUUGGUUCCAUGUCCAAGGUACCUCAUCAACACAAGCCAGUGUUGUCCCUUACAACAAAAUGGUCAGCACCACAUCCCCAAUAAUUGAUCGUAUUAUCGAUGGUUCUGUGGGGAAAGACAGCACAGCUGAGCCAGAACCGGAACCCGAAACUGAACCAGAACCAGAGGCAGAACCAAGUGCAGAACCAGAGCCCACAGAUAUACCAGAGCUUCCUCCAUUUGCAGAGCCUGUACCAGACUGGGACGAAGCCCUUCCAAUGUAUGGUAUCUUCUGGAUCAUCCACAUUUACAUUCUGGGAUCCCUGUUUGCCUUGCUGGCAUUGUAUUCAUUUGUGAGUCUCAUCCGCCUCCGGAGCAGACGUCUGCUCAGUCGGGGCUACUUUGUGGCUCUCAAUAUCAUGAUGUUGAUCAUGGGGCUGGACCGUGCUAUCUACCUCUUUGUGGAUGCCUAUAAUCACAAGAGUAUAUUUCCACUGCCAGUAGCCUACAUGCUUCUUGGUAUGGGCUUUCCGUGCCUGUCAUCAGCUUUUAGCAUCCUGUUCUUGGCUCUGCUGCACUCUACUAGGACUCGGCUUGUCUCACCCAAGAUUCAGCGGGCCAAGGUCUUGGCAUCCAUCAUCAUAUUCCACUUUACCGUUUCCAUUGUGGUAGAUGUCACCGUGGGCCUCUUCACCAAGGCUCAGGUUCUCCUGCUUUUGUGCCAGGGAGUUUUCCUCAUCUGGGGUCUCUUCUUGUCAAUCAGUUACCUGGUCAUAUUCCGUAGGCUUCAUAAAUCGUCUGUGAGACAGUUCCGAGAGCUCAGCCGACUGAGCAUGAGCCGGCGCACCUCAACCCUGUAUGGAAUAUCACCGUUUGUUAAGAAGCCUCGAAACAACUGGGGCAGCGCUAUCAAAGUAACACUUUUCACAUCAUUUUUUGGUGUCGCUAUUGGACUCUUACAGCUGUAUGGUAUCCUAGUGGUGUAUGGUCCAUUAGGAGAGAAAGUCCCAGAGCCCUGGUCCUGGGUGUGGUACCAGCUGGCUUUCCGUAUCUGUGAGUUGGUGAUGUGUAUCCUGAUGAGUUACGUAGCCACACAGCCGUUCCGCUACACUGUCAAUGGUACCGAGAUACCGAUGUGCAUGUGUUGCACCAAUAUUUGCGAGACCAUCAGAGGCAAGAAAAGUCACAGCCUGCAGGAGGCAGAUUCUUACAGAUUGGUCAGUGGCGAUGCUUCCCUCCCUGCCACUGAUUUUGGUAAGGGACUUGAGGAUGGGAUGUUAUUUGAUCCACAGAAACCUCAGCACUUCCACACCAGUGCUAACCUGCAGUUGCCUGUCUCCAACACGUUCCACCAGGAGCCAACACAGGAACCUGUCAAGAAAUCCACUUUUAGCAAUCAAGUGCCAGAGUAUGAGAUCGUGGAGACAAAUGGAACUGUGGCAGACAACAACAAAAAGAACCUUUUAAAACUUGAGAUGGCCAACAUUCCAUCAUCGCUGAACAAUUCAAACAAGCCGGCAUCAGCACCAGUAUCAAUUGAAGACAAUUUGUGGAAUGACAGUACAUGUAGUUCUCCCAUAAUCAAAACCAAUCGCAGCUUCAGUGACAUCAAGACUUAUAACCACAACAAGAAUAAUCCUCACUCCUGUCCGUCCACGCCGAUCCGGGGGCAAGGUGACUCUGCAGAGAUCCAGCUCUCUGGUUUGAACCACUCCUUAUCCAAAUUACAUAAUCAGUCAACAGACGAGGAGGGACCUGGUCAGCAAACUACUGAUGAGAACUCACCUUUGGCCUCCAGAGGAAAAGGAGUUGAUUUGGAGGCUGGAGAAAGAACUGGAAGUGGCUCCUCACAUGAUGUUCCUACAGAGACUGAACCAGACAUUGCGGAUGCUACGUUAGUGACUGAAAUCGCCGCCAGUUUACAAAUUGUUGGUGACCAAGACAUGGAAGGAACCAGAAGAGGGAGCAGUGUUUCAGAAUCAACUGACUUAUGUUCAGGCAUGUCGGGGGAUGUUGCCCAUACCCAGUGCAAAGGCAUUGCCAUGAUUGACUGCCGGCUGAGGGCCAUUUGCAUAUCCCUGACCCAUGUCCCAUUCCAUGUUGAACCUGAGGAAACCCAGAUGGACCAUGCUGAUCAUCCAAGCUAUGGUGGUUCUAGUGACUCAGAGGGUGCCAGUGCACGGCCUCCCACAAAGAGGGCCAAGUCUAAGGCCAAGGUGUGGGAAAAGGUAGCUUGGUUUACACGGCGGCCUCGAAGAGAACCGGAGACAGACUCCGUCUUGACAGGGGAAGAUGGAGGAGCAGCCUGUCUGCCUUUGGAUGUGAUGGACAUUGACGAUGUCCCAUCUUCCAGCUCCAGUCAUUCUCCAAAUAUGAGCCAGCCGCUCUCAGAGUACAGCUCAUCAAGCGAGGGUGAUAUACAUGUAGCAGCUUAUGGCAACACCUCCAAAGAUGCUGAGGACAGCCAGGUGGUAUACCAGAACUGUGUGCGACCAAGCCUGGUGAAAGCCAUGUUUGGCAAGAACCAGGGCAGGGGACGUGAUCGGAAGUUGCAGAGCUUCAAGAAAGAAAAGAAGAGCACCAAGAGGUCAACGAGAGAAUUUGCCAAUGAUGGGGAUCAUUUCUGGACAAGUAAGAGCAUCUUUGAUGAUAAGGAGAUCAAUGGGAUUGAGACAAAGCAGCCGGCAGCCACAGCAGAAGUUGAGUGGGACAUGAAGACGCUGCAGUGUCAUUGCCCAGCAUGCUGUUCAUGCCGUCACAGCAAGUCAGAUGUUAGUUUUGCCAGCUGGCCUCGGAAGCGAGCCUGCCCUCUGCAGUUGAGCUUGCGGAUGGCCAAGGCCAAACUCCCGAUGGCCGUCCAGCUUGCAUCAGCUCAAGCACAUUCAAGCCCCGAUCAGGAGGUGAGAGACAAAAAGCACCACUCUCACUCAGCUUGUCUUCCUUCCAGCUCUGAGCCCCUGGACAAAAAAAGAAUCCAGCCACCCACAGACGACCUGCAACCCCUUGAGUCAGUGCCAUGCUGCUGUAAUCGCACAGCUAAUCAUCAUAACAAAUCUAGAAGUCUACCAGCCUGUGUCUCUCUAAGCUCCCCUAGUCUUCACCCUCACGUCACCAUCUCCCAGCCAUCUUCACCGGACCACCUCACUGUCUGCAGGAAACGGGAUAUCCGCAUUACCAAGAACCACCGACCAUCAUCCCAAGGAUCUAAGACUGCAUCCCAUGAGGUCCCGUCGAGGUCUCGAGGUGGUAAAGCCAAACCUUCAAGUUUCAACUUGGGGGUUGAAGGGGCAAUAUUCAAGCACAGAAUGGAGCUGAUUCAGUUGUGGUUUGAUGAAUUUAGCGAUCAACAAAAGAAUACCAUGAUAAAGCGUCUCGUGGAGCAGUGCGACCUUCCACAGAUGCACAUGUUGUCUGUUACCAUGGCACCCAUCCUGCAUCAAAGCUGCCCACACAAUUGCCAAGACCUGUUGUCAUGGUUACCUGCUCAAUUAUCCCUUCGUAUUCUAUCCUACUUGGACCCAGUUAGUUUGUGUAGGUGUGCCUGCGUCAGCCGUGCAUGGUACGAGCUAGCUAAUGAGCCUACAUUAUGGCGUAACUUGUGCCGACUUCCCAAGUGGGCAUUGCCCAAGGCUGAGGAAGAGAAGCAGAUGAUUAACCACAUCUCGUCCUAUAUCCACUGGAAGCAAGCCUUUGCUGAACGCUAUAGGCUGAGACGCAAUUGGCUGAAGGGACUGUGUUCUGUCCGCACAUUUGAAGGCCACACGCAGGGCAUAUCUUGUGUGCAGUUUGAUGACACUCGUAUUGUCAGUGGGUCCUCGGACAACACAAUCAAGGUGUGGAACAUUCGCACCAAUUCUCCUUGGUCAGUACAGACCCUUGUUGGUCACUCAGGCACGGUCAGAUGUCUGCAUCUUCAAGGCAGUCAGCUAGUAUCAGGUUCUACAGACCGUACCAUCAAGGUGUGGGACUUGUCGAUGCAGAAUAGUUGGUCAAGUAUUGCGUGUCGUGUGACUAUGACUGGACAUGAAGACACUGUCCGAUGCUUGCAGGUGGACGAUGAGAAGGUGGUCAGUGGCUCCUAUGACAAAACGCUUAAAGUGUGGGACAUCCGGACAGGACAUUGUCGACACACACUCAGGGGUCACACAGGGGCUGUCUUGUGUCUUCAGUUCGACACAACAAAAAUUGUCUCAGGAUCAGCAGAUAAAACCAUCAAGAUAUGGAGCCUAGCCACAGGUUCUUGUCUGAGAUCACUGGAAGGCCAUCGUGAUGCUGUAACCUGUCUACAGUUUGAUGCCAGCAAAAUCAUCAGUGGUUCCCUGGAUAGGAACUUGAAGUUUUGGGAGCUGACUACAGGCCUCUGUACAAGUACUAUUGAUUGGGCCCACUCAGAGGGGCAUACUGGGGUCGUAAGAUGUCUGCAGGCAGAUUCCUGGCGUGUAGUCAGCGCAUCGGAUGACCGCACACUCAAAGUCUGGAAUCUAGAAACUGGCGAGCGACUGGUCACUCUUCGCCAUCAUACAGAUGGGGUCACUUGUCUUCAGUUUAACAACUCCAAGAUUGUGUCAGGAUCAUACGACAAGACCGUUCGACUCUGGGACUUUAGCUCUGUAUAGUAUAUGAUGCCACAGGUCUUGUUGACUUGCUCAUUACUGAUCAAAUCAUUUCGUUCAGUGUGCUUGAUAAUAGUCUAUUAUGACUACAUAAAUUAUUGCAUUGUUCUCCUGAAUCAAUGUGGAAAGAACCUAGCAUGGAGAGCCUCUUGUUGAAUGUCCACAGUUCGUCGAAUAUACAAAGCUGGCAAAUUGUUAAUCAUUGACAUGCUGGUGGGUAUCUUUAAAGUGGUGGACAUCCACAGGUUGUAUGCAACUUGCUCAAUAGCUACAUUUAUGACAUCCACAAGUGGAUAAAUACAUACGUAUAUAUCCACAAUCAUUAGAACCUACAUAUUGUUCCGUAUGUUGAAGUUGUCACUGUGCAUAGGUUGUUUCAUAUCCAUGUUCUAUAGUCACUCAUUCAGUGUCAACACAUAGUUCACUGUUAACAGGUCAUUCAUCAACAAGUUGAUGAAUAUAUCCACAAUCAUCAGCAUC